Messenger RNA from Manduca sexta (tobacco hornworm), 4110 nucleotides. RefSeq names its product alanine--tRNA ligase, mitochondrial (gene AlaRS-m). Bases 195 to 3209 code for a protein of 1004 amino acids. Gene Ontology annotation, biological process: alanyl-tRNA aminoacylation; tRNA modification. Gene Ontology annotation, cellular component: mitochondrion; cytoplasm. The record is from RefSeq and is a predicted model, not a curated record. Gene Ontology annotation, molecular function: alanine-tRNA ligase activity; amino acid binding; ATP binding. NCBI's taxonomy places the organism in Eukaryota, Metazoa, Arthropoda, Insecta, Lepidoptera, Sphingidae. The transcript is spliced from 14 exons.
ACAAUUAAAAUAGUUGACAAAUGACAGUUAUUUUGUUCAAGUUUCAUUGCAAAAAUUUGCGAAUUGCGAAAGGUUUAUGUUCAGUUCAAGGCAAUAGAAAAUGUUUAUUUAACGGCCAAACAAUUUUGUUGUAAUUUAAAUUUCUAUUGGCAUUUAUAUAUUAGGCCUAAAGCGUAUUUUGUAACCAAUAAAAUAUGCUACGAAUACCGGUUCAAAGAGGUACGAUCCACCAAAAAGUUUGGACACGUUCGAAGUCUUCCAGCAGUAUUCGAAAUACAUUUAUUGAAUAUUUUGUUGAAAAACAUGCUCAUAAACGCGUCAAGUCUAGCUCCGUAGUGCCUUUGUGCGAUCCUUCGGUACCUUUCGUGAAUGCUGGCAUGAAUCAGUUCAAAGGUGUAUUCCUGGGUAAAGUAGCCCCACCAUGCAUCAGAGCAGUGAACUCACAGAAGUGCGUGAGGGUGGGAGGCAAGCACAAUGACUUGGAAGUGGUUGGUACGGAUGGACAUCACCACACAUUCUUUGAGAUGCUUGGAAACUGGUCUUUUGGUGAUUAUUAUAAGAAAGAAGCUUGUCAGAUGGCAUGGGAUCUCCUGCUGGGCCCGUACAGGCUGAAACCUGAAGAUCUUGUAGUCACAUAUUUUUCUGGAGAUGCCAUCAUUGGUCUACCAGAGGAUAGGGAAUGCAGGGACAUCUGGAAAUCUAUCGGAGUAGCACCAAGUCGACUCAAAGGCUUGGGGGCAGCGGACAAUUUUUGGGAAAUGGGCACAACAGGCCCCUGUGGACCAUGCACGGAGAUCCAUUACGUAAAUCCUGAUGGGUCACUUACUGAAAUAUGGAAUCUUGUCUUCAUACAAUGUAAUAGAGAAACAGAUGGUUCAGUGAAGCAGCUCAGUAGGCACCAUGUUGAUACCGGUAUGGGAUUGGAGCGCAUGGCCACUAUACUGCAACAGGUGCCUUCUAACUACGACACCGAUCUCUUUCAACCCAUAAUUAAGGCUAUAGAAAAGAACAGUAAAGAUGUGUCCCCAUAUACUGGCAGUUACAAAAGUGACGCGUUGUUAGACUGCGCGUACCGUCGACUGGCGGACCACGCGCGGAUGAUCAGCGUUUGUUUAGCGGAUGGCGUGUUUCCAGCUUCUAGUCUUAAUCUAAAACAAAUAAUGCGUAAAUCGUUCAAAAUAUCGACGGACAUAUUUAAAAAUUCUAAUUUACUACCACUUUUAUAUGACGAAGUGGUCCAAACCCUGGGUUCCACGUACCCUGAGUUGGUCAGCAAAGCGCCAAAUGCGAAGGUCAUCAUGGAGCACGAAGGGCAAGCUUAUGCCAAGAUGAGGGCUGGGCUGGUGAAGAAAUGGAAGGAAUUGGUGGUAGUGUACCCUGAGGUGGAAGCCAUGGGAGAUGUGGAAAUGGCUGGAUUCCCAUUGGGGUAUAGGGAGUUUAAAGAGACAAUGUCCAAGCACAAUUCAACCAUAGUACCUGGAGAAUUAGUGUUCAAAUUGUAUGACACGCAUGGCUUCCAAGAAGACAUCAUACAACGAAUCGCUGAUCUCAAUAACUUAUCUAUAGACAAGGAGGGUUUCUGGAAACUUUUGUCAAAGCACAAACAAAGGCACAAAACGUCAUUCAAAGAGCAGAACUCCAACAAAGGUCUUCUUUUUGACGAAAGCAUAGACAACUUCCUCAAAAAUGGUUAUAAAAGCACAGACGAUUCACACAAAUAUAAUUACGAAGUCAUAGGUAAUAGAUUAGAGUUCCCUCCUUUGCGGACAAAAUUAAUAGCAAUACUAAACGAACAAUGCGAAUGGAUAGACUAUUUAGACGCGUGCGAACAUAAACCUUAUUAUUUAGUGACAGAAAAAUCAAAUUUCUACUGCGAGGAAGGCGGUCAGGCCGCAGACAGUGGUACUGUACAAAUAAAUGACAGUUUAUCUAUGAAAGUGGAAAGUGUGUUCAAAAUUCGCGAUUUUAUUUUCCAUAAAGGACAUAUUGUGAUUGAAAAUAGUGAAAAAACAUAUUUGAAAUGCGGUGAUAAUGUGACUUGUGUUAUUGACAGUGAAAAAAGGUUUAACACCAUGCUCAAUCAUACCGGUAUUCAUUUAUUAAAUGCAGCUAUAAGACAGGUGUUGCCGAAUAGCGUGGUGUGUCAAACGGGAUCAAGUGUUACGGACAAAGGGUUUAGUUUAAAUCUAUCGGUUUAUGGCGAGAAGUUGUCGCAGAAGGUCGUGCUGGAUGCGCAGGAGUUGGUUAGAGAAUCAAUAAGAACCAACGCGCCAGUGGAGACGCGAGUGAUCGACAGCGUCCAGCUGUCCAGGGAGGAUUCUGUGGUAACCGUGCCAGGGGAAACGUACCCUGAAACAGGGCUCAGGCUGGUCACAGUUCAACCGCCACUGGUGUCAAAGGAGCUGUGUUGCGGCACGCAUGCGCCUCGCGCGGGGCUGCUGCAGGACUUGUGCGUCACGCUGGUCAAGGGCGCCGGCGGGCACGCGCCUACCGUACACGCCAUCACCAAUGAGAGGGCAUUGCAGGCGCAAGAACUAUUCUCGCGAGCCCGGAAACUGGAAGAAAUAAUCGAGCUGGUGGAACCGGAGAGGCGGAAAGAAGAGGUGGCCAAUAUCAAGAGGUCUCUAACGGACCUGUGCGGCAGCUCCGGGGCGCCACACGGGGAGUACGCGCAGUGCCUCGCCAUGCUGGACACACUACACAAGAGGCCCGUGGAAAUGAACGACACAGCGCUGCACGCAAUAGCAGAGACAGAGAUCCGCGAGGCGGUCCACCAAGCAGAACGCGAGGGGCGACGCUUCGCGGUACACUUCGUGCGCUGCUCCUACCUCAUGCAGGCGGAGGGCGUGGCGCGGGCGAUCAAGACGUCCGCUAGCGAUGCGCCGGCGCUGCCCGCCAUGUUGCUGGGCUGUGCCGGCGGGGUGAUACUGGCCGCUUGCACUGUGCCGCAGGAGGUGGUGUCGUCGUCGUUCUCCGCGGCCGCGUGGCUGCGCUGCGUGGCGCGCGUGUUCGACGCGGACGUGCUGGCCGCCGCGCCGGGCGCCGCGCCGGAGGAGCCGCUCACGUACGCACAGAUGAGCGCCACCAAGGUGAGCCUGAUAAACUGCGAACAGCUAGUCCAAGACGCGAUGCGUGUGGCGAUCAAGUUUGCGCAAUCGCACGUCCACAAAAGUGACGGGGAAAGCAAGAAGAACCGGCAGCAAAACUAACACUAAAAAAAUACGUUACAGAGAAUUUCGCACCAUUUAUAGAUUGGUAAAACUGGAUAAAAUGGAAAAACUUGCAUAUAAUACAAACAAACUGCACGUAUUUAUCCCAGAAUUAUUUAUCCUUAGGGGUAUCGGUGCAACCAGGGCCCCUACUUUUCGCCAAGUGUGUUCCGUCUCAUGAUGUGAUGGGGGCGAGGCUAUCGCCAUAUCGGGAACAAAUUCCCGAUUCCGGCCUCAUACUGAGUAGAAAAUCCACAGAUCACUGCCCCACUCGGCAUUCGGACCCAGGUCCUCAGAACGCCGCCAUACCGCGCAUGCAGUACAACUACGUCACUGAGGCAGUCUUAAAACUUGUAUAUUUGAGUGAUUUUUCAUCCCAAUACGAUAGUUACUGGCGCCUUUGAUAAGUUCUGAAUGGUCGUGAAAUACUACGUAAUAACGCCAGUAAGUCUAGUUCUCAGUAGAAUUACGUCUGGCCAUAAGGGUAUCAUCAGUAAAUACUGACCAUUGGUGUCGGCAUCGUCACAACAUUUGGUUGUUAUAUAAUCAGUAGCAUCUCAGAUGUCAUGAAAUAGAUGCCUAUACAAUAAUUUUGAUAAGAAUUUAUUGUUUAGUUUUGUGAAUUCUGAGUUUGAGACACUGUCAGCACUAAUUAUUAUAUGUGUCAAAAGGAGUUAGUUUGAAAAAACCUUGAUAAUGAUUUCAGAACGAAAUUAUUUAGAUAAACUAUUGAAAACUUUGGUUGGUAUAUUGCUGUUUAAAUUAUACAUAUAAUAUACAAAUUGAAUAUUCUAUUGAAUUGAUUUAUCUGAUAGAUUCAUUUUGUGUGUUUUGUUAAACUUUAAUCUUCAUGUAAAUAAUGUUGGUUGUAUUUAUUUUUAUAAAUAAAAUAUUAAAGUGA